AUGAAGACGUUGUGUUUGCCCGUGUUGCUGUUGGCUGUAAUUGUUUUAGGUUGUGAAUCGCAUCCAGGCCAUGGGCGCCAUGAAAAAAGCCAUGACAAUUUGAAAAAAAGGUUGCAAGAAGCCGGAAUCGCUAAUUUGACCAUUCAUCAUGAAAAGGUAACAGAUUGGUCUUUUCUCUUGACACUUCAUCAACACCAUCACAGACACUAACUUCAUUCCAAAAACACCUAUAUUUACACUUUUAUCAAACAAUUACUUCUAUAUGGUUUACAUUUAUUUUCUGUAAUAAUGGACACAAUUUGCACAUUCACUGAAAUGCUUAACAGUUUUUAACAUUAACACCCUUAAAGGAAAAAUAUUAGUAACGCAGUCAAUUGCUAUCGUUAAAAAGGAACUAACAAUUAAUUAACCCCUUAGGGAAAGUUCAUUUAAUAUGACAAGAGAGGGGGAUGAAGAUAUUGGAACUCGAAGCUUAAAAUUUUAGCAGGCCUCCUCGCUAGCAGUUCAAUAUUUUAGAAGCCCUCCCCAUCCUGUUGGUUUUGAAGUAUACAAAUUUUCGGGGCCCUUCUCUUAGUUCAACAAUUUUUUCAAAGCCCCUCUUUCAGCUGUCUAAAAAUUUUCGCCCCUCCCUCCCUCAAUAUCUUCAUCCCCUCCUUGUCAUAUUAAAUGAACUUUCCCUUACAAUCGUCAAUCUAAUUUCUCUGCCAGGAUCUCGAUAGAACUCUCACAGGAAGAGCAUUUUCUGAAAAACGGCAAAUCUCGGAACGCGGCUACCUUUUUUAACUUCGGCUUCCCCUGAAUAAAUCUCCGUUUUACUUAUUCACCUCUUUAAAUAGGUAUACGGGAUUAGUGAAGUGGAGUCGGGAAAAUCAGUUGUAGAAGUAAGCACACCAAUUAAUGGGAUUGGGUCAGGCAGUUUCCUGGGUUAUUGCUUAUGAUUUUAACAAUCCAACAAAACAAUCCUGGAAUGACGUAAACAUAUGUCUCAUGGCGAUAAAGCUCGAUUGGUUGGAGCUCCCUUGUCAAUAAAAAAAUGAGAUUCGAGCAGUUAAAUAUCGUAAUACAUCCCUUUCGGCUUACAACUUGGGCCGGAAUACGAAUUAUUCUCAGAUUAAAAUCUGUCUUGGGAGUGAAGGGAUUAAGCUAAGACAUAAAGACCGAAAAUCGCUUGUCCGCCUUCUUCUGCUCAGUGGCGCUUCCUUAUUUUCUUUCUUUCUAUCUUCCUUUCUCUUGCUUGCCCCUUUCCUUAAGAACUUUUUUCUUUUUUUCCCUCCUUCUAAUCCAUUCUCUCUUUUUUUUCCAGGUCGGACACAAGCGUUUUAUUGGCGGAAUCAUCGCAGCCUUCACCCUUUUUAACGAUCUUGCCGACUUUAUGGGGAGGGUCAAUAACGUGGUCGGCUGGUUUGACAACAUCGACCGCUUUAUGGGAUCAGGAGGAACAGAGAGUGAAAGUGAAGUUAAUGUUGCAGAGAUCAAUGAGUUAAAGACAAGGUUGGAUGGUUUAGCGACUGACGUGGAGAGUAAGAUUGAACUCAGAAUGUUUGAUGUUUAUAAUUUAUAACGGAUCAGCUUCUCGUAGAGAAAAAUUAGAGGAAAUGAAAAAUCCAUCAUUAUAUGUUUGGUAUACAAUGCCUGAAUUUUGUUAUCGGUCGCAGUCAGUCUCCUUUACGGAUCGAGUCUACCUUUCGGUAGGUCGGAUAUUGGUAGAAGGAUAUAUUAAAGCGUCUUAUUCUAGCAUCGUUUGGGUCGGUAAUUGGUUAUAAUUAAGUUUCGUCAUUUUCCCUCUAAGCAUUAAUUGUUUUCCUGCUAAACGUUUUUUUGACCGUCGAUUUUAAUACUGUAACCACAGAAAUAUAUUUCAUUGGUUUUUUUUGUAUUUUAAUGAUAUUUGCUGAUUUUCAGUUUUACAUACAAUUUUACCACACACUAUUCUCACUUACUACCUUACUACCUCACUUUAACUCACUACACACACACACGCGCGCGCGCACGCAAUAUUUCACUGAUGACUCUAGAAGGUUUCAACGAAGGUCGCCGACGUCAUCUUGGAUGUGGGGCAAACGCGGCAAAAAUUUACAGUAAAUGUAUGGAAAAAAUCCUGCCGGAUUUUGAUUCUCAAUAGCUUGGGCAAGGUUGAUAUUCUGAAAUUUCUGUGGAAACUAAAGAUCUUAGCUAAGAGUGUUAGCCGAUUAAAUUUGAAGGGUACCGGUUCGCUGAGAAGCGAGAAUUCGCUCUUUUAGUUAUUCAUACAAAUGCUUCUCAAUUUUCCCGCGAACGGCGGCUCCAUUUUACAGACAAAUAUAUGAAAAAUAAAAUUUAAAUUUGCGAUUUUCUUUGUAAGAGUACAAUUCUCAAAUUUGAUUGAUUACCUCUUUUAAGUAAUAUUUUCAGUUUUGUAAUUCAUAGAAAUUGCAGAAUGUCAACCUUCCCCAAGUUAUCGAGGACCAAAAUCACGACUGUUUUUCCCAUACAUUCAAUGUUUGCCCCACAACCAAGAUGGCGUCGGCGACCGUGAAACCUUCUAUAUACUCAACGUAGUCAAUAUGCAAUCUUUUCCAUAGACGGUUUCAAAAGCCUUCUUGCUGGGGGUGAAUACACAGAUGUGUUGAAUAUUGUGGCCAACGACGUGGAAAAAUUACAGCUUAUUGAUGGUUAUCAAAGAGAAUACUUAGCAGAGGUAAAGCGUUACAAAGAACUACCUGCAGGAGAGAGAAAUAGCGAAGAAAUGGCUGCUAGUGAAGACAGUUGGUUCGAGAGUGUGAGUUUGUUUCUUAUUCUGACUAUUCAGGGGAAAACCCCUAUUUCGUCUAACAUAUAUACAUCCAAGCCCCGGCUCUAUAUUUCCUAUAGUUCGCAUAUAAAACUCCUAUUGGAUUAUUGGGAGUAACGCAAAGUAUAAAAAUCGCCUAGCAUUCAGUAAGUAAUAUUUAAUAAAUGAGCCGGAGUGUUUUAUCAAGUUUAAAACACGAGUUGUAGCCGAGUGCUUUGAGACUUGAGAAAAACGACUUGCGAAUUUAUUGAACGGCUUCAAAAGCCUUACCGUACAUCUAUCAGUGAUCUAUCCAUUCUCGCACUUUUUUAGAUUUUGGGUUAUUUUUGGCCAAGAUCUAGAAAAUCGUUUGUUUAUCAGAUAUAAAGACACCCAUUAAACACUGAUUUUGUUUGUUUUUCCAUGCUGAACUGAGUUAUAAUGAGUUUUUGAAAAAACGUUAAGAAAUUGAGUUGUGGUAGACGAGUAAACAAUAUAUAAAAAACAGUGUUAGGGAUUCGCAAUAUCCCAUACCGGAGGUUUUGAUAUUUUUAAAUGCACCACGCCAAACUUUAAAGUUAAGUGUUAGGGCCCCACGUUGGUGUCUCUCAAUGGUCAGUAGAAACAUCUGUAACUCACUUUGGCCGGCUUCCUCCGCUGAACCUGCAAACAUUCACAUAAACAUCUAGCUUAACCUUUUACCUGUUCAGGGCUCGAUACAUGGUGAAUUAACGUUUCCUGACAUUUUCGAUUACUCUCAUACGCUUUCACUCCUUUAUCAGCAGCCAUCUCUAUGUUAUACACCGGGAAACAAAUCCGAAAUUUAAUCUGAUGGCAAGCAAAAACCGAUUUGGGUAUCUUGUCCUAUGAUUAGUGGUUACAAAUGGCGAGACAAUAUGACAAUGAUAAUGAUAAGGAUAAUAACAAUAAUGAUGAUGACUUUGUUAUUGUGUUAAGUACAUCUAGCAGUGGAGAAAGGAGACACCUAACUAGAACUAUCUACUAUUAGCAUAAUUACUCAGGUGAUUAUAGAAAUCUUCGCUCUCAUUGGCCAAGAAUGACGUCAUAUUCCGCUAUAAUCACCUCUGGCUAGGUGAUUAUAGCGGGAGGAAAAAUUUUGAGAAUGGCCGUCUCGCACUUUCUCUGGCUUCAUAACUCCAGUAACAAUAAUUCAGGCUUUCAAACUCCUAGGUGAUGUGGCGACGGCUUGACUCUCCCGGGUACAAGAGCGUCUCUCAGGGUACCCUUGGCUUUUAGACAAGUUUGGGAUUUUAUCCAGACAGUAGCCAUUAGGCUGGCAUCAAAAGUAAAGAUAUCCAGCUUUUAUUAGGGUGCUCUGUAAGAAAAGGGAUCAUUACGUGGCCAUCUCACCAACGUUUAGCAUAGUUUGAUUCAGUUCAAAAGGUGAAAUAUAUCUAGAUCUUUGCAUGUGGCAUAGAUAGAUAGCCGGUAUGGAAUACCAAGCCCGUAAGAUUAUAUUAUUCAUUUAUCCAGCAUCUACAAAUUAACAAACACACAUCAACGAAACUAACACUAUACAUUAAACUAGUAUACAUAAAUGGUAAUAAUGCUGCCGAAGGGGAAAACAAUAUAAAGUAUGCUAGCAAUAACCCUAUGAACUGAACAGUGAUCCAUCAAUUCCAGAAUUGAUUGGAUGAGACACGAGGUUUUGAUAAUUCGUGAUGUCAGGCGAAACCCGAAUUCAAUAAUUGUUUUAUUAUACAUUUUUCACAUAAUUCAUCCUCAGAAACAGAAGCGAAGAGUUCAGCCAUUUUUUUUCAAAGGAGAACACUCCAAGGGGCUUAGUAACCAGGCAGAUGUUUGAACUUGACAUGAUAAAUGCAAUAUCUUCAGCAGAUAUUGCAUUUAUCAUGUCAAGUUCAGAAGCUAUUGUGAAUUGAUUGAAUGCUCUCGACCAAUCUGAUUUUUCAUAGUGAGUCUGAUGUAUAAUAAAAGACUUUAAAGGCCAUGGUCACGACACAGAUAAGUGGAGUGAUUACGAUGAGGACAAUUUUCCUUUUGAGCGGCUUCAAAAGGUGUAUGUCCCCGAUGAGGACUCUUUAGAACAAAGAAUGAACAUUUUCCAUGGCCAGCUUUACAGUCUUGACAGAGAGAAUCGUAAAUUUCGUCUUCCCCUUCAGCUCUUUUUUUGAUAAAGAGUAGAUCAGAUAGCUAAAUAAAUCAGAAUAAAUAAAGAAACAAAAUAAAAUUACUUAAAUGACCGGUUUUGGAGAUCUUUGAAUGAAAUCAAUCGAAAAUUUUACGGUUUUAAAUACUUGGGCCUUACUCGUUGAUUUCCUCAAUGAACACUGGUUUAUUGUCACGGCUACAACCAUUGAAAUCUUCAUUCGUGCUUUCAUGGUCCAGCGCUUCUGUAACACGGCAAAUGAAAGCGCAGGAUACAAAGAGAACUUUUAAACCGCACUUCCCAAACUUCCCUGCCAUAAGGCCGAAAGAAAAAUUUUUCGAACGGCGAAAAAUUUGGUAUCAAAACGCGCCAAAUUCAACGUAGAUUUCGAAAACAAUUGGCUUUUUAGGAAAACAUCUGUGCGUGACGAGAAAUUGCGCUUUUAGUCUCCCAGAACAAACCAGAAUCGGCAUUAUUCCCACACGAAAAGCCGACCCUAAUAUUUUUCUGAUUGCCCUGAAACAGGAUUGCCUUGACGCUCAAUAUGUUAAACUUCCCUACUCUAUGUGACCUCUUUCCAUUUUCUAUGUUUUACUGUGCAAACGAAGGCAAAAUGUUCAAAAACUUCAUAAUUUUAAAGGAGUUUACGUUACUCGACGUGAUGCAGAUAAAUUUCAUGACCUUUUGUUAAACGUGACUUUGAUAUGCUGCGCAUCCUAAAUCUUCCCAUUCGCGCAUAACCACAAUUCCUUGCGGCAUACCACUACUCAUCCUAAAUCUUCCACUAACCACAAUCUCUUGCGUUUAGUAAGAAAAAGUGAUUGCAAGCCCCUAUAAUGUAAUCUUCUGCUGAUUAAAGAGCUGCCUCGCUCGUUCGCUUUAGGCUCACUCGCUGCGGCAGCAAUAAAGAAAAGGCCACCCCCAUUUUGUGUCAAUCGUAAUGUUCACGCUUUGAAGCAAUGGUGCUUGUUAUACAAAUAUCUUUUCUGUUAGCAAUUCUGCCAAAAGCAUUUAAGCCUGAUGAUCUUGGAAUCAAUUAUUGCAUUUGUAUGUUAGAGAAACUUUGGUUUUUAUUCACUUAUUCUCUUUGGUUGUCAGAUUGACGCCAGAGACGACCAUCUUGAGGACGCUCUUGGCAGCCUGCGCUUGCAAGUUUGCGGAAAACCUUUGCUUACCCAAACAAGUUUGUAUGAAGCUUAUGCCUGGAAACACGGACAGCAAUCCACAGGCAGCGUGGAAAGCCUGAUGGAAUUUAUAUCUCGGGUUCGCCUUUUAGAGGCCAAUGGAUAUGCCGUGCGAAUGAAUUUUGUUAAGAAAAAGUACAAGGACGACACGGCGCGGAAGAACAUAGAAGUAAGAAAAAUUAACACCCGGAUGGAACAGACUAAGACAUGUGAAGACCCUGCCAUUGCCAAGGCCAUGUCGAGAAUGGUAGAUCAUCAAGGUUGGUCGGUUUUAAAAAAUGCCUCCUUUGAGCACUUAGAAAAUAUUUAUAUAUUUACUUAUUCUGAUAGAGGAUUCUUGAUUAAGUGUAAUAUGAGCAUCUGAAACAGUUAAGUCGUUCCUUCAUAACUUAACUAGGAGUUUCAAUGUGAAAGUGGGUGCUGGCGUCAGAGCUUGAAGGGAAUACUGAUAACACGAUUUGAAAUAAAACGGUAUAAUAGGGGUUGGUGUAGCUUUUUAAAAGAGAAUUACGAUUUUUCCAGCUAGUUAAGUUUCAAAGGGCUUUUGUGAAACAACAACAGAGCCCAAAUAUAUUUUUCUUGAGUAAGAAAAGAACGUAACAAAUGCUACAACUUGGUUUAUGAGACCCAGGAAACCUUUUCAAAAAUUAGCCUUUAUGCUUUAAAAACGUUACCAGUAAAAGUGAAAAUGAGACAUUUUAAUAAGGCCAUCCCAAUAAAAUGUUUCGUUUCCCAUCGCCCUCCCUCUCGUGAAGGUGGGUCGGUCGGUCGGGCAAAAAAAUAAAAAUAAACACAUGAAGGGUUCUGAGUGCCAGCGAAGGCCAGGCUGCUAAGUACGAAAGCUUGGUUACGUGGUCCUUUCGGUCGUAAUCAGAUGAGGUAACAGAAACAGGACUACCAAAUGUCUAAAAAAGCUACAAAAACGAAGUAUCCAUGGUAAUUUAAGACAAUUGGUGUUAAUAAGACAAGAUCGUGUGCUUGUAAACUAAAGUACUUGCUUCUUUACAAGUGAUUCUGAUUUUUCUUUUUUUACUUUUCCACAAAAAUGGGUCGGUCGAUCGGGCGAUGGGAAACGAAACAUUUUAUGGGGAUGGCCUAACAUGAAUUUGUGAGUUUACUGAAACUUGAGCCGUCACGCAACGUGACAUGAAAGGUCAUGUCCAAUCACAUUAAAGCAAGGAAAUUUGAAUUCAACCCCUAACGGAGACCAUCUGGGCGUGGCUCAAGCUUUUUGUGACCCCUAAAGGAGACAAUCUGGUCCUGGCUUGAGUAAAGUUUGGCGUUCAUAAGCAGUAACCUAAGGAGAGCCUGGAAAAAAUCCAGACUUGAACAGAAUUCGAACCCAUGACCUCUGCGAUCAUCUACAGGUUCAUUACAAACUCAAAAAAGGACUGACCAGCUCCCAGUUGGCUUGAUAACUCAAUUAGUGAAACACUGCAUUAGCAUCGCAGAGGUCAUAGGCUGAACACUAGUUCAAGCCUAGUUAGUUUUUUUUAAGGCUCUCCUUAGGGUUAGAAGCUUUUAUAACAGCGAUGGAGUCGUUCUAUACGUUCUUCUGCCCACAGUUCAGCUACUUGUCCUUUGUAUAUAAUCUCCAGUAUUAAAGCAGAAAAAUUAUCGUUCAUUAAAAAAAGUGUUGUCGCGAUUUUGAUGGCUUUGUUCCUACUUAUUUUGAAAGUAGUAACGGAGAAACAAAUCCCAGAAAUAAAAGGGCGAUUAUUGAGGAAUUGCACUGGAGUUUAAACAGAAAAUUACAGUGAUGCAGCAUAUUCACUCUCAUGAGCACGCUGUUGAUCUCUGCCCCAUAUACGCUACUUCACCCAUACUUUUAUAGAGUUUUCACUCACGUGAUCAAUGAGCAUGUUUUUCAACCUAAACAAAUAGAAAAGUCUGCAAAAGAAUAGAGUUCAAUUCCCGGAGGAUUAGUUUGGACAUGGCUGCCGUUCCAACUUGAAAAUACUCCAUAAUAAACUUUAUUCCAAAAUGGCCACCAUUUUAGUAUGCUUUUGUUUACUUGCAAAUUAACACCUUGUUGCCUCGUUCUUAAACUCGAAAUUCAAAAGAAUAUUUUCCUUUAAACGAGGCAACAAGGGCUAAUUUGCAAGUAAACAAAAUAAUACUAAAUUGGCGGCCAUUUUGGAAUAAGGUGCAUAGAGUGUUUUCGCUUGAACAAUAGCGAAAUUGUCCUUUGGUAAUUUGACUCUAUUAUUAUGCAAAACUUGUUCGAUGUUUUGCUAUUGUCUUGUAUAUCAACACACGUGAGUGAAAACACUCUACUGUUUGUUUGUUUUUCAUGACAGUUUGUUUAACUUAGCCUCUAAAUCGUUGUUAUCUCUUUUCUAGGUAUACCUGCAUUUGGAAGAAUUCGCUGGUCGCAUUCACAUCAUAACAGCUCAAGUCGAGAGACUUAUGACAGGUUUGUUAGGAUGUACAGAGCUUUAUGAAGUUUUGAAAAUAUUCUUGUUUGCUUUAUUUCAAUUACUUCAUGGUUUGAAUGGGGUCAUACCCUGUAUCGGGUGAGUAUCCUACCUGAUUUUAAUCAUGCACUGGGCCACUGUUUUCUUUCCAGUGUUUUUCUGGUAAUUGUUUGAGAUGAUUUUUGCUUUAGAAAGGCAACUGAUUAUAUUAAAAACUAUUUGAUGAGGUAAAAAUGUUACCAAAAAUAAAAUGAUGGAGGAGAUAAUAAUCGCGAAAGAAGAUUACAACUUACACUAGUGAUAUGUUAUUCUUCUUCUUCACAUAAGUUACCGUUUGUUUUACCCUCCCAUUACAUUCCUUCAAAACAGGUGUCUGACUUACGAGACUUCAUCUGGAGAGGCAGAGCCUGAAGCACGAUCUUGUUCAACUACGGCGCAAAACCAACAAUGGAAACUCAAAGCUGAUAACACACUGCGGCCAAGGAAUGACCAAAACAAAUGUCUUUUCCUGAUCGAACCGGAGGAGACUCGUGGAGCAUCAUUCAGCGACUAUGGCUAUAAGGUCCUACCCUGUAGUUCAAGCUACAACAACAAGAAGUUCACAUUCGAAUACUUGAGCCAUCAGAGAUCGGGCGAGAACAAACUGCACACAUUUUUCAAACUUAAAGCCAAAAAUGACAAUUUUGAUCGCCCCGGAUGGCAAGGGCAAGACAUCUGUUUGGCUUUCAGGGCGUCGGGGGGAUAUGUGGGAACCACCUUUGAUCGUUGGGUUCCACAACCGUUUCGAUGUACCUGUCCUCCUAUUACGAAUGAGCUGCAUUGGUGUAUUGGAGAGUAUCCUCCAAGUGCUUCUGAUAAUGAGUACCCCUGGUUCAAAUUUGAGCCAGUUGAAUAAAGAGCUUUUAUUAGAAUGACAUAAAAAGACAGAAGAAUGUCGC
Molecule: messenger RNA, 9416 nt
Organism: Pocillopora meandrina
Lineage: Eukaryota; Metazoa; Cnidaria; Anthozoa; Scleractinia; Pocilloporidae
Source: the annotation of a GenBank genome assembly